This is a messenger RNA of Acaulospora colombiana, 1044 nucleotides long. The record is from the annotation of a GenBank genome assembly. NCBI's taxonomy places the organism in Eukaryota, Fungi, Glomeromycota, Glomeromycetes, Diversisporales, Acaulosporaceae.
AUGUCAUCGCUUGAACGAUAUAAAAACGAUGAAGAAAACAAUGAUCCGCUUCGAAUCUCUAGCUACUAUGGCGAUCAAACGAUUGUAAGCGAUCCCGGCAACUUACUUGAUGUUGACCUCAGCGCGCCCAAUUCCCCUACCUCCAUAAAACCACGUGGAAUAGAAGAGAUUUAUGAUGAGAAUGAUCCGAAACAGUGGAACAAGGCAAAGAAAUAUCUGGUGCUGCUAUUCAAUUGUUUUGGGGGAAUGCUGGUGGGACUUUCUCACACGAUAUUCUAUCCGGUGAUACCGAUGGUAAGUAACGAAUUCGAUUUCACCGAAGAAUUUGCCGAUGUUAUAGGUACGAAGCCACCAUCCCCUUCAAAAUCAAAAAAUCAAAGAUUCUUUAAUCCCCUAUCCCCAUUAUCAUCACUCUAUCACCCAAACACCUUUUUAACCAUAAUAUACUUAAUCAGCGUCUCGCAGAUUUUAUACCUUCAAGACACUUUGUUACUAUACAUUUUUGUUGUAAGAUAUAAUUUGUCAAUUAAUGACUCGAUAAUGGUAUUCCUUGUUAUUUCUCUGGGCUGUAUAGCAGGAUGUUUGGUUGGCGGAAUGUACUCCGACUUAGCAUUGAGGAAAUCGAAACCGUCCGGCGAUAGCGAAGUCUUUCACGCAGAGAGAAGAAUAAAUAGCAUUUGGUUCGCUGCUGCGUUGGUUCCGCUGGUCUAUCCGUUGUGCGGUUGGUCUCUCCAAGAAAGAUGGUUCGUCCUUAUUCCGAUUGGCGCCAUGUAUUUCGGUGGGUUCGCAAUUUAUUGGUUGUUGAUUGCAAACUCAACCUAUCUGAUUGACAUAAAUCCGACAAAGAGCUCUUCGGUGACUGCAUUAAAUAAUUCGACGAGAUUUAUAAUUGGAGGCAUAAUAACAGUUUUCACCGUGCCAUUACAUAAACUGACGAGCAUAGGAUGGGUGUUUACCAUUGCCUCGGGUGUAAAUCUAUUGUGUAUUCUAUUGUUGGUGAUUGUGCUCCUCAAAGGUGAAAAAUGGAGAGAGGAGAGUAAAUAG